Molecule: messenger RNA, 8916 nt
Organism: Haliotis rubra (blacklip abalone)
Lineage: Eukaryota; Metazoa; Mollusca; Gastropoda; Lepetellida; Haliotidae
Product: rootletin-like
Source: RefSeq, a predicted model, not a curated record
AUACGACAAUAUAUACACCUGCUAGAGAGCCUUGAUCAGCUGGGGAGCUGCUAUAAUGGCAGAUACUUAAUCUCCGAAUGUGAGCGGGGAUAAUCUUACACUGGGUACAGCACUGGUCAAUAGAUGUUAUCAAAGCACUGUGGAACUGUUGUCACGGAUGGAUUGUUGCGGUCGUAGGAGCACUCACGUUUUGUAGAGCUACAACAUGGUGGGUUUAAAUCCUUGUGCUUGACUGGAGUAUUUACCGUGAGCGAGCGAGAUGUGAACGACUGUAAAUGCCGGCUAAGCGGGGACAAUUGGAUUGCAGCCAUGUUCAAUAUGCUGAGUUGUUUUGACCUCAGUGAUAAGGGUAUGUGGUGAUAAUUAUGUGUGAACGUUGGAGGGCAGUAUAAACUCUGAGUGUACGAGACUCCUGUUGCAGUCAUGGAGGGAGCAGACGGACAAAUCAACUCAGAAUCACUUUCCCAUGUGGAUGUUGAGGGGGCACCUGCAGACACUGGGUUUCAACAAUCUGCAGUGUCUGAAACACCCGGCAAUCAGUCAUCGGAUGGAUCUUUAGAUACUGAUGAUACUAGUCUUGAAAUCCCAUUGGCUGAUGACCAGACCAGCGAGCCAAUCAGGGAUGGAGGUGAAAUUCGAACCCCAGACCAGCUGAUCGUCCAUUCACCUCCCCCUCCUGAAAUUCUUGUGUCCUUGCCAGAUGAUGAAGAUGAAGGUCAAGGUCAGGGUGAUGAAGAUGAAAGUGAAGGUCAAGGGCAGGAAGAUGAGGAAGGUCAGUCAUUAGAUGUCAAAGAUUUACAAAGAGCUGAAAACGACAACCAUGAUGAUGAUGAUGAUGAUGAUGAUGAUGAUGAUAAUGAUGAUGAUGAUAAGAAUAUAACUGUUGUUGAGGACAUUGUUGCCGCAGUUGAAGACAACAAUCAGAAUCCCCAAGGGAGUUUACAUGAAACAGAGAAUAACGAGUUUGAUGAUAAUGAUGAAAAUAUUGGCAGUGUCAGUGAUGAAGAACAAAAUAUCGCAGACGACUCCCUCAACAGUUUUGAAGACAAUCAAUCGGGCAGCACCAACUAUAUGGACAUGUCGCCCCGAUGUAUUCCGAGUCUCUCGACGCAGAUUGUAUCCAGCAUGUUGUAUGGCGAUGCUGAGGACGACCUCCUUCAAAAUGUCAAAGAUGAUGGUCAGUCAUCUGUGGUCAGUGAUAUUUUUACUGAUGUGAGUAUCAAUAAGACACAAACUGGUCAUAUCCCAACUCAACAAAACAGCAGAGUUACCUCAACGUCCCUCCCCUCCUCCAAGAAAAUGUCACAACCCAACAGUCUCAACAGCCAUGGCUCAAAGACUACUGGCAGUCCAGCCUUCUUAAAUAGCCAAUCAGAGAAGGGCUUCUAUGUAACAAAGACUCCCGUUGGCUACUAUCUUGAUGAAGAAGAGGCUGAGAAAUUAGAAGAUUCGGUUCUCCGUGACAGCAAACACUAUACGCUGAGGGGUGACGACGGAAGCUCAUCAACAAAGGUCCCUGCUCGUAUCCGAGAAAUAAUCACACGAAACUUGGCAACAGAUAGACUAGCUUACACGAGUGUUGCCAUGUCGACACCAACCCCUCAUCAGUUGCAGGAGGAGAACCAACUUCUUUCGAGCGAGCUGAACCGUUUGGAAGAUCAGCUGUCUGCUAGUCGGUCGGAGAGGGACGAACUUGGCAUCAAGUACAAUGCUCUCAGUGAAAGGACCCGGACAUUAUUUGUCCGAAACGGAGCCCUAGAUUAUCUGGAGCAGUCCCUGAAGGGAGAUGGCCCCGAUGCUGAUUCCCCUUCCACGGGGCUGGUGCAGCAGAACAUCGAGCUGCGUCGGAAGCUGGAGGAGGAGCACUCCAGCUACAAGAGGAAGCUCCAGGCUUACCAAGAUGGCCAACAGCGCCAAGCUCAGCUCGUGCAAAAACUACAAGCGAAGGUCAUUCAGUACAAGAAAAAGAGUGAGGACUCAGAACUGCAAUUCCAAGAGCUAAAGGCUCAUUAUGAUAACGUAUCAGCGCUUUCGACACUGGAAAGUGCUGAGACAAGACUGAAGUACUCGGAGGCUGAUCACGUGAUGGACCUAGAGACGGCCCUCAUCAAGCUGGAGGAAGAGCAACAGAGGAGCUCCAGUUUGGCCCAUGUUAACGGAAUGCUGCGAGAACAGCUUGACCAAGCUACCUCGGCCAAUCAUCAGCUUACGUCGGACAUACACAAACUCACCACCGACUGGCAGCGGGCUCGUGAAGAACUGGAGGCAAAGGAAUCAGAGUGGAGGGAGGAAGAACAUACCUUCAACGAGUACUUCAGCGCUGAGCAUAGCCGACUCCUAUCUCUGUGGAGAGCAGUUGUAGCAUUCCGUCGUCAGUUCAGUGAGAUGAAGACUGCAACCGAAAGAGAUCUGGCUCAUGUGCGCACAGAUGUAACCAAGGCGGCACGCAGCAUGCACUCCGCCUGCCUGAACCUCGGUGCCAACAUGCGCAGUUCAGACACUCAAUCUCAGGUUUUGGUGGACAGGGAACGCAGCGAGAAGAUGGUCAUUGAAAAUCAACUCCGUGAGGAGAUCCGCAAAGUCACCGAGAUCCAGACUCGCUUCGACAGCCACAGCACCGACCUGUCCACUCGAGUACAAGAACUGACCAUGAUGAACGAGCGUCUCAAGAUCCAGCUUGACGAGAAGGACAAGACUGUCAACACUCUGCAGAAGACCAUUAACCAGCUUGAGGGCAACGCUAGCGAGAUCUACGAGAGGGAGGUACCUGAGACCGAUACCGCUCGUCAGAUCCGCGAAGAAACUGAAGCGCUCCAUUACGCUCUCCGCAACAUCGCUGAAGCCGUCAUCAACGAUGCUGACAGAACAAUGGAGGACAACAUAGAUGGAGUCACUUUACCUGAACCUUCAGUCCGAUCUUCAUCACCACUCAGGGCAAGGUCGAUCUCACCAAGGUCAAGGUCACCUGGCAUGAAGAGUCGAUCCCCAACUCGUUCACCUUCCCCACGAGGGCGAUCCCGCUCUCCCGCUUUCGCUGACGCCACCUUCUCAGCCGUCCAGGCUGCUCUCAACAAACGGCAACUCCAGGUAUCGGAUCUCCGCGCCAAGCUGGGAGCCAGCCGGGAUCACACCACCACGCUGAGGAAGUCCCUGGAUGAUGGGCAGAAUGAGAAGAGGCGUCUGGAACUGCAGAUCCUCAACCUCAAGGAAGACCUUGAUAACGCUCACAGAGAUAAGGAAGAUUCCUUCCGUGACCGAGACCGUAUCAAGAACGCACUGAACGUCACUGGCAGUGAGAAGUCACAGUUAGAGAAGGUGCGACAGGAACUCAACGAAAACAUCGAGGGACUCCAUCGAGAGAUGGAGAAACUGCAGGCCGCUAACUCUGAUCUCCAGAGACAGAGGGACAACCUAGAGGACGAAAAAGAGGACAUCCUCAAGGACAGGGAGAGGGGACAGAAGGAGAACGAGAGAUGCCAGAAGAUGAUCUCCCAGUCAGAGACGAGGCUGUCGUCUCAGCGAGAGGAGCUCGUUGCCACCAAGGAGGCUUUGAACCGAGCCCUCCUCGACAAAGAAGUCCUUGAAGGACAGAGGAAUGAAGUUGGUGAUGCGCUGUCUAAAGCCGAGCUCCAGAAGGCAGAGAUUGAAGUUGAGAUCAACAAGCUUAAGACAGAGGAAGCUGCACUCCGUGAUGCUCUGCUCAAGAUGCAGGCUCUCAAUGAGGGGCUUGGCCAGGACAAGAUAGAACUCAACAAGAUUAUCAUUCAGAUGGAGGCUGAAAAGGCUAAUCUAGCCAGUGACAAGUCCGCCUUGGAGCAGGAGAAGGCCGGUAUCCGCGAGGAGCUGGUCCGUGUUGAACAGGAAAAGAUGGAUGUCGAAACUGAGAAAAUCGGUCUGAACCAGACACUGGAACUUUCGGAGUUGACUCGACAACAGUUGGAGGAGGAGAUCCGCUCCCUGAAUGGAGAGAAGGCCAACGUGCAGGCUGAGCUGUCCAUGGUUUCUCGUCAGAAGCAAGCUCUGACUGAUGAACUGCUUACAGCAAGGAAAGAUCUUGAGCGCAACCAGUCAGCAUAUGACCGUAUUGUCAAGGAGAAGGAGAUCUUGAUGACCGAGAAAGGCGAGCUUGUGGUGCAGGUGACUGCGACCGAGCGGGAGAACCGAUCGCAGAGCGAGAGCGUGGCCUCCCUGGCCUCCGAGAAGGACCAGCUUGAGGCAGCACUGUAUGAGGCACAGCAGAAUGUGCAGAUGUUGGAAGUCAGGAAGUCGCAGCUGGAGGGAGAAAACCAGGAACUCAUUGUCCGCAAGGAGAACUUACAAGCUGAAAUCCAGCGACUCGUCAAGGAGAAGGAGGCUGACAUCGAUCGGGCCGAACACCACCGCGAGGGUCUCACCUCACGCAUGCAACAGAUGGAGCGUGACCUGCAGAUGGCGCUGACACAGGAGAAACAGUCACAUGAGGAGGAUGUCGAGAGACUCAGUCGAGAAAGGGAUUCGCAAAGGAUGCAGUUUGACAACGAGCGGGAACAGCUCCUCCACCAUCACAACCUUGAGAAGGAAGACAUGUCAGGUCGCUUUGACAGGGCGCGGGAGGAACUUCACGAGAAUCUGGCCUCGCUACAGCGUGACCGAGAUGAUUCUCUCCUCAUGGCCGAGAACGACAAGCAACAGGCUAUGUCCAUCUUGGAGCAGGAGAAGAGCACUCUGCAGGAACGGUUCUCCCAGCUUCAGAUCGACCUGCACAGCACCAGCACUGAGUACGAGCGACUGAAGCGAGAGUACCAGACCCGCCUUGAGACUGACCGCAGUAGCAUCAACAGCCUCCAGUCACAACUAAAGAACUUCCAGCAACAGUUUGAGGAGACCACAGAGGGACAUGAACGUGAGGUGAAGGAUCUCACUCUACAGAUCCGUGAGAUUGGCCGUCAGCGCGAAGGUGCCCUCCGUGAGGUGGCUGAACUCAAGGUUCAGCUCAAGCUGGUCGAGGAGACACGAGACUCCAUCAGACGAGACCUCAUCGACGCCAACAGGAAGAUCAGAGAAGCUGAGGAGAUGAAGGAUCAGCUCCGCAAGGAUGUCCUUGACCUUAAGCGUGCUGUGAAUGAUGAGAUCCACGAGAAGGACGCUGUAGGGAAAGCAGCAGAUGACCUCCGCAACAAGGUCAAGAAAGCAGAGGCUGAUAAGACAGAGCUGAAUCGCGGACUGCAAGAGGCUAAACAGAGGAUUAUUAUCAUGGAGGAUCAAAGGGUUGUCACGCAGAAAGAGUCUGGCGACCUCCGCAUGAACCUACGGGAGGUCGAGAAGGCUCGUCUUGAGGCUCGUCGUGAGCUGCAGGAUCUCCGCCGACAGGUGAAGAUGCUCGAUAGCGAGCGCAGCAAGCUUGGCAAGGAGGUGUGUGACCUCCAGGUGAGGGUUGCUCGGGAUGAAGACAAGGAAGAAGAGUCAAGGAAGGCGUCAUUCGUCAAACAGAAGGUCGUUGAGACCGAGGCCAGCCGUGAGGCUCUCCGCAAGGAACUGGCCAACAUGCAGAGAAAGAUGGCUGAAAUUAUUGACGAGGCUCGUCUGAAGGAACGCGACUACCAGCUGUCAGUUGAUGACGGCCGUCGGGGAGAACGCAAACUGAUCGACCAGUGCAAGAACUAUGAGAUCUCACUUGAGACCACCAACAAUGAGAUCUCCGAUCUCCGCCUCAAGCUGAGUGGCGCUGACGGCAGGGUUAAUGCCCUUGAAGCAACCCUUGCUCGGCUAGAGGGAGCUAAACGUGAUGUUGAGUUCAAACUAAGCAGCAUCGUGUCGAGUCUACGACGCACUAUUGGCUUCCGACAGGACAUGCCACGAGCUCGCAGCCCAAUCCGUUCUCGCAGCCCUAGUCCAAAACGAUCACGACCAACAUCUCCAUCCAAAGGAUUUGACAGUACCUAUGCUACCACAACUGAAGGUCGUGUCCCGAUCCCACGAACAGGAUCACCAACCCGAUCCGGCAGUCCAUUCAGGUCCACCAGUCCUCUCCGUAGUCGCAGCAUGUCCCCAAUGCGACGUGACAUAGCCGCAAUUGAUGUCGACCCUGAAGCUGUCCGUAUGGCCCUCCGAGACUUCAUGCAGCAACUAGCUUCCGCUGAGCGAGAAAGAGAUGAUGCCAUGGUGCAAGUGCGCAGCAUGGUCACACAGGUCAAGGACACCGAGGAGGAGCGUGAUCGCACAGAGAUCCGCCUGCAGCAGCUGCAGAAGUCUCUUGGUGAAGUUGAAGAAGACAAGCUCGGAAUUGAUGGCCGUCUCGCCAGCGCCCAAACAGCUCUCAUGCUGCAAGAAGAGACUAUCCGCCGCAACGAGCGGGAGAGGAAGACAAUGGCCGACAAGGUCAGCGCUCUUGAGAGGAAUGUGGCUGCCACCGAGUCCGAAAAGAGACAACUGCAGGAGAAGAUCGCCAAACUGAAACAGUCCGAGUCGAAGUUGGAGGAGGAUAAGAAGACGAUGAGAUCCUGCUUGGAUGAUGCUGAGAACAGGUGUACGAAGUUGGAGCUGACGCGUCGGUCCAUGGAGGGUGAAAUGCAGAGGUUGAAACUGUCCAUGAAUGACAAGGAGACCGAGAACCAGGUCCUCCAAGAUCGUGUUGAGAGUCUCAACAAGCAGAUCCAGGACCUCGAGACCAAGUCCCAGUCCCUCCAACUGACCGUCGACCGCAUGAACAUGUCCUUGGCCAAGACGGAAGAGGAAGGUCACCACCACAAGGACAAAGUCCAGUCCCUGAACAUGUCGCUGUCGGACAGUAACGCCGCCAUCAGCGAGUUGGAGGAGCGUGUGGCGCAGCUCCAGCGUACUCUCACCAGCAGCGAGCAGGACCGACGGGUGCUGCAGGAGAGACUUGAUGCCACCAGGCAGAGUCUGAACGAUGCCAAGAAGCAGAACCACAUCUUGAUGGAGAGAAUGCAAGCUCUGCAGUCCGAGCUUGAGGACAACGAGGUCCGCAGGUCCGAGGUGGAGGGACAACUCCGACAGAGCCAUGGUAUGAUCGUACAGAGGCAGGAGAGCGAACAGGAACUGAAUCAGCGAGUCAACAAACUAGCGAUCGAGAGACAGAGCCUGUCCGAGCGGGUUGCAUCUCUGUCCAGAACCAUUGCCAAUAUGGAGUCCGAGCAGCGUGAGGUGGAGAGAUCGGCUGUCAGGCUGGAAAAAGACAAGUCAGCCCUGAAGAAGACUCUUGAUAAGGUGGAGAGAGAGAAGCUUCGCAGUGAAGAAAUCUGCUCCAAGACUGUUCACGAACGCAGCAGCCUAGAUCGCGGUCUCCAGCAGCUGGAAGUAGACAACGUUGAGUUGCAACGUCAGGUGCAACAAAUGCAGGCUCAGUUGGCUGAGGCAGAACAGCAACACGCACAAAGGCUGAUUGACUUGACCACCAGGCACCGUGCUGAGACUGAGAUGGAAACCGAGCGUCUCCGUAGCGCCCAUCUCCAGGCAGAACGUCUCCUGGAAGCCAGGGAGAGGUCACACAGGCAGAAAUACAAGGGACUUGAGGAAACAGUGGCUACACUGAAAGACCAACUGUCCCAAGAGAUCAAGAAGCGUCAGCAGUACAUCGCUCGCAGCGUUCGAACCGGCGAUGAGAUCCGCGACAUCCGCACCAUCCUUGACAACUCCCUGUGCAACGUCGCCCGUGACUCCAGCCUCGACCCCAUCCUCCUGGAACAUGAGUCUCGCAAGCUGGACGAAUCCUUGGAGAUUCACUCCUCAUACCCCGUGCGCCUUCCCCGACAUCGGUCACCUGUCCGAGGCUCCUCCCCUGUCAGGCUGAGUGGCAUGCAAGCAUUCCGUAGAAGUGGACGUAGUCCAGUCUCACUCCGACAGAAGAUGAAGCAGUAACAUCUGACAUCAACAAAUGAAAUUUGACUGUGAUAUUUUAGCAAUGCUGUCUCAUAUUCAUGACUGGUCAGAUAACAAAAUCAAAGGAUUAACUCUUCAGUGUGAAGAAAUACUUGAAAUAUAUUUGGGAAAAUGUAUGAUUUCGACCAGUCUGAAUUCCUGCAGGAAGCAAGGAUGCUUUUCUAACAACUUUCCUGUCUAUGCAAUGUGUGAAAUGUAUCAUUAGGUCAACAGCUGCCACCAUUGCUGGUAUUGUCAUCAUGUGAGAGAGUAUAUCGUUUCCGUCCAUAUCGAAAAUCUAGUUUUAUACACAGAAUGUAAUGACGAGUGACGUGCUGUGAAAAACUUGUUUCUCGUCUUCAUUUCAUUUUUUUACAACUGUUUUCUUUUUCUUUUAUCUCGCAUAACUUGUUGCCCAAUAUUUUAACUUUGUUUGCAAUCUUUUCUCUGUAUUUGACUUUUUGUCUUUUUCUCUGUAUCCGGAUCACGCCAACAAGGGAGGUAACUCCUGUUUGACAGCAUUGUCAGCUAUUGUUUUGUUGUAGUUGUGUAACAGUAUUACAUUUUACACUGGUAUUUUCUGCUGUAUAAUUCUCCUAAUACAGGCUGUGAUAUAUUUAUUUAAUGAACAUAUUUGAUAAUUUAUGUAUUGUUUUCAGUUAUAUUAGAGAUAUAUUUAAUCCCGCACAGAGUUUGAUCCUUGCACUAGUUUUGCACAAUGGUUUUGUAGACAUUUGUCAGUGAUAAUUUAUGUGUAAAUUAAGAAUGAAAUCAUUCUACCCCCUACGAAAUAGUCCUUAUAUGAAAUCACUGAAAUGGUUGCAUGUCAAUAGUAUAUAGACUGUGUUAUGUAGUUGUUUGUUACCGUGACGACCGAAAGUCUAUGAAUGUUAAAGAUCAAUCUGUGUUAGAUACAUUGUUGAGGUUUGACGUAUGAAUAUGUACUUGUAUGUAGACUGAACCGGUCUGGUGUAGAUCUAGUUCUAACAGUUUGAGGACCAAUCAUUUUUUCAUUGGAUCACUUUUUCAUAUAUGAAUAAAGUGUGUUUUAACUCAAAA